Messenger RNA from Bipolaris maydis ATCC 48331, 423 nucleotides. NCBI's taxonomy places the organism in Eukaryota, Fungi, Ascomycota, Dothideomycetes, Pleosporales, Pleosporaceae. The record is from RefSeq and is a predicted model, not a curated record.
AUGCUACGCUAUAUCAUCCUCUUUGCUUACCUCCUUAUCGUCUUCUCCCAGGAUUCGACAAAUAAAGUCUGGAACAUCUCGGGAACAUGUGGCAACGAUGAUGUUUGCGACAUCGAUACUCAGCGGGCCAGGGGCAUUCGCAGGCGAUGGGAAAGAUGGAAGGACAUCAUGUACGCCCCCGGGCACCAAAUGCACAUAUGUCUGGGCUUGCCUGUAAGCACAAGGUGGGAAGGAGGGUGUUCAAAUAUAAUGAAUAAGUCUGGUGCAUUAGACUUGAUCUGGAGCAGUGUUUUGUUGGCUAGUUAAAAUCUCUAUGGUCUCAAAAUUCCUGUGACUGUCAUGGAGCUUUCUGUGUGUAGCCUUUGGGAUUUUUUAUUCAACAUAAUUGAUCAUGUAUAAUUUGAAGAAAUGACUCCUAGAACA